UUUUAUAAUUGUGGUAAUAUGCUUAAUGGUUGAUUGUGAUUGGCGGUUCUGUGUUGGAGUCCUGUGUUGCUAGGCAACGGGGGCGGGUCGAGUGCAUGCUGGUUGCUACUGACUCUGUUUCCAGAGAGUUACUGAUAUUCGUGUGCUAAUAAAGUUAGGACUUUGAGAACACCGAGUUGUCUGCCCCGUGUAUCAUGACAAUAAUAAAGCAUAUAAAACAAAAUAUAUACUAAUAAGUUUAUUAUCAGUCUCAGAUUUAAUGAAAUGUAAGUCAUUUCUUUCUUGGGGAGUUGGCAGAAAGUAGCCUUGAAUAAGCGGUUACUAUGGAAACGGUAGUGUAUUGCGACCGGCGCAUUAAUCUAAACUUUUACAACCGGAACUACUUUCACAGUUAUUUUACCCAGUUAAAGGGCAUUUGAGAACUGAGAAAUUAUAUUCAUUGUCUUCAGAAUAUAAGGAAGAUAAAUGAAUGAACGAAUGAAUGAAAGGCUGGAAAUAACACGUAUACAGACAACAACAACACAACAACUGCUACUAUCACAAAGAAACGCUGACUUGUUUUUCCAGAGAUUUUGAAAUCUCGCGAGAUUUCCUCUCUUCCGCCUGGAUUUUUCUAGUGUUUUUUUUAAUCUUCCUUUCAUUCUCGGCAGGUGACAGGAGGGUGGCUUGCUGCAGGCUGGUUGCGAUGCCUUGAUCAGGAUGAUAUCGCAGAGGGAACGAGGCGAACUGGCUCGAUUUUACACGGUUACGGACCCAAAAAAGCACAAAAAGGGAUAUACGGUUUAUAAAGUCACUGCCAGGAUCAUCUCCAGGAAGAAUCCUGAAGACGUACAGGAGAUCACGGUGUGGAAGCGCUAUAGCGAUUUCAAGAAGCUGCACAAAGACCUGUGGCAGAUCCACAAAAACCUCUACAGACAGUCGGAGCUCUUCCCUCCGUUCGCCAAGUCGAAAGUCUUCGGCAGGUUUGAUGAUUCUGUGAUCGAGGAGAGGAGGCAGUGUUCAGAGGAUCUUCUACAAUUCAGUGCUAAUAUUCCUGCUCUUUAUGCCAGCCAGUAUAUACAGGACUUCUUUAAGGACGGAGAAGUUCAGGACGGUUCCGAGCUCAUCGGGCCAGCAGAACCUUUUUCUGACUUCUUAGCCGACAGCCAAUCAGACAGCAGCUCUGAAGUUCAUAAGAGCAUUGGUGGUGUAGAAGAUUCGACUCUAACCAGCCAGUCAGAGUAUGGAGGUCUAUCCAGUGAGAGUGAUCUGAUUUCUCUGCUGGUGGAUGGAGACUCCUUGCCCGAUUUGGAUGAUGGAAUGGGCUCGGGUUGUAGUUCCCCAAAACAGAGGGCAGGAGGCAGCGGAUGUUCUGCGUCCCUGAGCCGGACCGAGGUAGACCCGAGGCGGGCCAUCAGGGCGGCGCUUUUCUCCUCCGGCCACCAGAAGAAGGAUUACCUGGAGAAAGCUAGUGAGCAGAUCAGCCUUGCUGUACGGAAAGAAGUGGAGCAGGAUUACGCCUCUGCUUUCUUUUACUACCGCAGCGGAGUGGAUUUACUACUGCAGGGAGUUCAAGGUGAAGUGAGUCCGCGGAAGAGAGAAGCCGUGAAGAAGAAAACCGCCGAGUAUCUGAUGCGCGCGGAGCUCAUCGCUAGCACAUACCUGAAAGACAGCAUGGGUCAGAACUCCACUCAGAGCCGGACGCUGGCCGCUCAGUGCUGUAAGGGGUCAUGGGGUCAGCAGAGCCAAGCUGAUGAGUUGCACAACUACAGAGUGCUAGGGGUCAUUGAUAAGGUGCUGCUGGUGAUGGAUAAGAGGACGCAGGAGAUGUUCGUCCUCAAGGGAUUACGGAAGAGCAGCGAGUGUGGAGGCGUGAAGAAGACCGUCGUCCCCCACAUGGUGCCCAACAUGGUACGACUCAGGAAGUACAUCGUCUCUGAGGACUCCAUUUUCCUGUUGCUGCAGUACGCCGAGGGAGGUAAGCUAUGGUCCCACAUCACCAAGUACCUGCAUGAAGAUAGUCAAGACGACAGCUUUGACAUCCCGUUCAUCCAGAAGUCCCACACAACGACAGUUCAUUGCCCCGAUGCCCUGAUCAGCUCAGGGAGCAGCAGCUCACGGCCCAGCGUGGAGCUCCAGGAAGACCAGGAUGAAGACGAGUCCCAGCCGAUUUUGACGUUCCAGAGCGAAAGCAGCUCGCAGGUUCCCAUGUCCGGUUCUUCCGAGGAAGAAGAGUGCACCAGCAGCUACCUGACGCUGUGCCAUGAGUAUGAGCAGGAUAAAGUAGAGCCUGAGGCUCUGGGCGAGGAAGAGGAAGAUGCAAAAAAGGCUGAGGUAGAUUCUGGCAAUCUUAGCAACGGAGGUUCUGGUGCAGAGGCACUACCGAAGCCUUAUCGAGGCUCGGUAAUCAGCAGCGAUAGUUUGUGUUCUCCGGUUGGCGGACAUGACCUGAGCUUCUUCACAGAGGAAGAUGAGGAGCUUGUUGACCAACCGACUCCUAAUACUUUAGACCAGUUGAAACGUUCUCCUAUGGAAUUGUUUCGGAUUGACAGCAAAGACAGUGGUGACAUUUCCCGAAUGCUGUUCUCUACCUCAGACCUGGGUUCGGAGGUAACUGAGGUCACAGAGGAUCCUUUGGAGAUCGGUGAGGUCGUGGAGGUUAAAGGUCACCUGUCCGAUUUGUGGCGGUUCGAUAGCGAUCAGGGUUCUAAUGAAUCCGUGCCUGUGAUUUCUUUUAAAGAAGCCAUGGCGGAGGAUGCAAACGCGCCUUGUAUAGACGAGGGACAACCUCCGGACCUUUUAGUCAACCUUCCUGGAGUCACAGGGGUCACGGGCGACGACCUGGAGCAGGAGCUUGCAGCAGCCGGUGUGGUUUUCGCUUUAGAAGCUAAGCCUUCGCCUCAAUUCGGCAAACCAGAUGUACUCCAACUGGGUGAAGAAGCAGGCCUCGAACUAUCUGUUGAGGAACUUGCUCCCGGUAUCUCAGUUUUACGUAGCCACUCACACCCAGAUGCGUCUGAACAGAAAGGCCACUCCUCUUCCCUAAACAGUAACCCAAAAUCCAAAUCGCUUUCCCUUCCCUUUGAUUCUUUGACUCUCAGGACUGAAAUUGACCUCAGUGACCCACCAGCCUCACCACCCUCUGCAGGGUCAGAGGUAAUGGAGAAGCGGGAAGGCAGGAGUGUGUCGGAGAUAUUCCGAGAGCUGGACGAAUUGGCUGAAGUGGCUCUGCACACACACCUUCCCGAGGCGCUGGUCAGGAGUUGGGCAGUGGACAUGCUGCUCGCCCUUGAUGCGUUGCAUCAAGAGGGAAUCAUUUGCAGAGACCUUAACCCAAACAACAUACUGCUGGAUUACCGAGGUCAUGUAGAGUUGACGUACUUCUGUAGCUGGAGCGAAGUGGAGGAAUCCUGCAAUCCUGCAGCUGUCACCAAGAUGUACUGUGCCCCAGAAGUGGGCGGGAUAUCGGAGGAGACGGCGGCGUGUGAUUGGUGGAGUUUGGGAGCGCUUCUCUUUGAGCUUCUAACGGGAAAGUCUCUUCAGCAGUGCCACCCCGCUGGUAUUAGCAGACACACGUCGCUGAACAUUCCAGACUUCGUGUCAGAGGAGGCCAGGUCUCUGCUGGAACAGUUGCUGCAGUAUAACCCUGUAGAGCGCCUGGGUGCCGGUGCAGGAGGAGUGGAGGAUAUCAAAUCACAUCCCUUCUUUUCUCAUGUGAACUGGCCUAAUUGAACAGCUCAGAGGGGAAAGGUCACCUGCAGGACUGACUGACUGACCUGAGAAUUACAGAACACUCUCUCUCUGUGUGUGUGUGUGUAUGUUAUUAUGAGAGAAAGAAGAUAAAUCUCAUCAUCUCUAAAGACUCUCUGAAAACACUCUGUAUCUAAACACAUCAAUAUCCAGGAUUAACAACAACAACAUCUUUCCCAUCAUGCACUACGGGUCUCUGCACCACUAACCUCCAUCACACCUUUACUUCUACAUCACAGUGGUGCAGCAUGACACAAUAACUCUCACAUUUCAACAUGUCUGUGUUGUGCCAUUAAAGGAGAAGUCUGAGGAGAGAGAAAGUUACACUACCAGGCUAAUGUCGCUAACAACUAAUGGAAGCUUACGGCUACCGGAUUAGCAUCGGGUAGAAAAAACGGCUUAAUCAUCACCUGAGAGGUAGAACGAUGAAGAAUAAACAUGCUGUAAAACAAAUCUAAUCAAAAUGUAGGAAUAUAUAUAAAUAUAUAUCAUUAUAAGAUUACAAGAAAUAUCUAAUAUAGGAUUAUUAAACUUUUGGCCAUAUUUUAUUAUUUAAAAUUAUUAUUUUUUUUGCUUCUUUCUAGAAAUUAAUGUUUAAAAAUUAGCAAAAUAUUCUGCUGAGAGAAGCUUAAAAAUACUACGAUUUUCUAGAAAUAGUUUUGUUUUCUUUAACUGAAUUAUUUUCCUUUGUUUUCUUGUCAUCUUUCAGUAGAAAACCCUUCUAAGAUUUGAUCUUUUGCAGUGAAAAUGCCCAAAAAUGUGAAUACAUAUAUAUAUUGCAUAAUAAAACUUUAGGCCACGCCCUGUACCUGAGUGCACUCCUCUCUACACAAGUCCACUCCUCUCUACCUGAGGCCACACCCCUUACCCGAGUUCACGCCUCUCUACCUGAGGCCACACCCCUACCCGAGUCCACUCCUCUCUACCCGAGUCCACUCUUCUCUACCUGAGGCCACAUCCCCUACCCGAGUCCACUCCUCUCUACCUGAGGCCACACCCCUACCCGAGUCCACUCCUCUCUACCCGAGUCCACUCUUCUCUACCUGAGGCCACAUCCCCUACCCGAGUCCACUCCUCUCUACCUGAGGCCACAACCCCUACCCGAGUCCACUCCUCUCUACCUGAGGCCACAACCCCUACCCGAGUCCACUCCUCUCUACCUGAGGUCACUCUUCUCUACCCGAGUCCACUCUUCUCUACCUGAGGCCACAUCCCCUACCCGAGUCCACUCCUCUCUACCUGAGGCCACACUCCCUACCCGAGUCCACUCCUCUCUACCUGAGGUCACUCUUCUCUACCCGAGUCCACUCUUCUCUACCUGAGGUCACUCUUCUCUACCCGAGUCCACUCUUCUCUACCUGAGGCCACACUCCCUACCCGAGUCCACUCCUCUCUACCUGAGGCCACACUCCCUACCCGAGUCCACUCCUCUCUACCUGAGGCCACACUCCCUACCCGAGUCCACUCCUCUCUACCUGAGGCCACACCCCCUACCCGAGUCCACUCCUCUCUACCUGAGGCCACACCCCCUACCCGAGUCCACUCCUCUCUACCUGAGGCCACACUCCCUACCUGAGUCCACUCCUCUCUACCUGAGGCCACACUCCCUACCCGAGUCCACUCCUCUCUACCUGAGGCCACACCCCCUACCCGAGUCCACUCCUCUCUACCUGAGGCCACACCCCCUACCCGAGUCCACUCCUCUCUACCUGAGGCCACACCCCCUACGCAAGUUCACUCUUCUCUACCCGAGUCCACUCCUCUCUACCUGAGGCCACACCCUCAAGCCAAGUCCACUCCUCUCUACCUGAGACCACACCCCCUACCUGAGACCACAUCCCCUACCCGAGUCCACUCCUCUCUACCUGAGGUCACUCUUCUCUACCCGAGUCCACUCCUCUCUACCUGAGGCCACACCCCCUACCCGAGUCCACUCCUCUCUACCUGAGGCCACACCCCCUACCCGAGUCCACUGCUCUCUACCUGAGGCCACAGCCCCUACCCGAGUCCACUCCUCUCUACCUGAGGCCACACCCCCUACCCAAGUCCACUCCUCUCUACCUGAGGCCACACCCCCUACCCGAGUUCACUCUUCUCUACCCGAGUCCACUCUUCUCUACCUGAGGCCACAUCCCCUACCCGAGUCCACUCCUCUCUACCUGAGGCCACACCCCCUACCCAAGUCUACUGCUCUCUACCUGAGGCCACACCCCCUACCCAAGUCCACUCCUCUCUACUUGAGGCCACACCCCCUACCCGAGUCCAAGCCUCUACCCGAGGCCACAUCCGCUACCCAAGUAGCAGAGUCAGCAAGGCUCUCUACCCGAGUCCACUCCUCUCUACCGGAUUCCCAUCUGUUUUUUAUAUACAGUUACAAUUUUCUAAGAGAAAAUUUGCAUGAUCCAUACCUGCUGCUGCCGUUCUUGUUUCUUCUAGCUAGAUCGGAGGCAGGCGAGGUAACAUGUUAGGUUGGCGACCUAGAGUAGCGAGUCAUUAUGUCAAAACAAAAUGUGAAAUUUGUGUGUAAACUGACAUGGGAUUAUUGUUUUUUUGUGAUAUUACAAACAUAAAAGCAGAAUAAAUCAACAGGAUGACAGAUUUUAGCUAAAUGUUGCUGUAGGCUUCCUUUACUUGCUAGCUACAUCAGCUGCAUAGCUUUAGUAAUAAAAAAAUUUCUGGGGUAAAAAAAAAAUGAAAAUUUCACGAAGGUAGGAUCUUUAGUCGAAGUGUGAAAAAAUGUACGUUUGUUGCUUUCCUGCUCGGGAAAAUGCUUCGUUUUAUCGCACAGGUUUAUUGUGUGUGUGUGUUGGAGUAUUAUAUAAAAAAAGGAAAAAAAAGAAGAGAGAUUUUUUUUUUUUUCUUUUUAAAAAUCCUGUAUUUAUUUUUCACACUUGCUCCAGGACACAUCUUGUGCAAUAUUCCAUUAAAAGAUCACUUCAUUAAAUCCUA
This is a messenger RNA of Hemibagrus wyckioides, 6678 nucleotides long. RefSeq names its product ribosomal protein S6 kinase polypeptide 1 (gene rps6kc1). The transcript is spliced from 16 exons. Gene Ontology annotation, cellular component: early endosome. Gene Ontology annotation, molecular function: ATP binding; phosphatidylinositol binding; protein kinase activity. Lineage: Eukaryota; Metazoa; Chordata; Actinopteri; Siluriformes; Bagridae. Bases 700 to 3711 code for a protein of 1003 amino acids. Gene Ontology annotation, biological process: protein phosphorylation. The record is from RefSeq and is a predicted model, not a curated record.